CCUGGAUAAGCCUGGAUGUGCUGGUAGGCAAGGACGAGCUGAUAAAGAGACCGGCCAGAGACUGACGGCGUGUUGUUAUUUGAGGUCUUACGGUAUUUCUCUAUAAUGCAUCGGUUGAAAGAUAUGCAGUUAUCACAAACAGGUGUAUAGGCUGCUGAUACAGGUGAGCAAGGUGAGAGGUAGGUGUAGGGCAAGACACGCUCGAUACCAAAUGUUUCAAUGUACAGGUGAGUCUCGCCUCAGUCCGGUCGUUUUUUGGUCGUUGGUUUGUUGUUGUUUUAUAAUACUCCUAUUUUUAGAUGUUCACAGGUAACGUCCAGGUUUGUCGUUUUAGUUGCAACGUGUAACAAUCACUGACCCACUUACAAUCACUGAACCACUUACAAUCACUGACCCACUUACAAUCACUGAACCACUUACAAUCACUGACCCACUUACUAUCACUGAACCACUUACAAUCACUGACCCACUUACUAUCACUGACCCACUUACAAUCACUGACCCACUUACAAUCACGGAACCACUUACAAUCACUGAACCACUUACAAUCACUGACCCACUUACUAUCACUGACCCACUUACAAUCACUGGCCCACUUACAAUCACGGAACCACUUACAAUCACUGAACCACUUACAAUCACUGACCCACUUACUAUCACUGAACCACUUACAAUCACUGACCCACUUACUAUCACUGACCCACUUACAAUCACUGACCCACUUACAAUCACGGAACCACUUACAAUCACUGAACCACUUACAAUCACUGACCCACUUACUAUCACUGACCCACUUACAAUCACUGGCCCACUUACAAUCACGGAACCACUUACAAUCACUGAACCACUUACAAUCACUGACCCACUUACUAUCACUGACCCACUUACAAUCACUGGGCCACUUACAAUCACGGAACCACUUACAAUCACUGAACCACUUACAAUCACUGACCCACUUACUAUCACUGACCCACUUAUAUCAUGAGCUGUACAUUUCGCAGCCACACAACCUGUGUUCAUGUUCAUGCUCAGUUCACACGAUCAAAACUUUCGUCAAAGUUUCGUCAAAUUACUUUUUGAACGCAACAUUUUGUGUUACAGCAUAGUGCGUUCAAACAAACACAAAAAUCGGCCGACAAUUUGACGACAAUUUGAUCGAGUGAACUGAGCAUGCGUCGCGACACCCCUUAAUCGAAAACAUGUCAGCUGCGACCCGAUACAUUAAAAUAAAAUUUAAAAAUGUGAACCGUUAAAGUAAACAACACACCCACAGAAUAGGCGCCUUAAAAUAAAAACAGUCAAGAACGUAUUGUGAACUUACUUCAACAUGUAUUCAAGGAAACACCGCUUAUGAUUGAACAAUUCUUUAAAAAAAUUUUUUUUUGUUUUUGUUAUUUUAAAUAUAUUUUCUUUGUUUGAGUAUCGUUUCAGUCGGCGACCCUCCGCGACCCCUGGGGUCUAAGCUACAGCGUCGCCGUGAGCACGCUAAAGUAGCAUGGGGACGUGCGCUGCACAAACAUUCAAUUCGAUUCAAAGCCAAAAACGAAAUCAAUAAUAAUACAUGGGGGGCAUGAAAAAUUGAAAGACAGUUUAACUUAUUUAAAUAAUAUAAUUUAAGUUCCCCUCCUCGGCUUAUGAUAAAUUUUUUUUUAAUUAGUUUAUAGAUUUUUCAAAUGAAUUUAUUGAUUGAUUGGUAUCCAAGACACAUCCAAUAGGCCUGCAGUCUGCAUGUAUAAAUCUCAUCUCCCAUCCCAUCAGCUGAACUCCAUCUUCGAUGACUGCGUGGUCCGAUGAUGAGUUCGGCCGUCUGGCUGUCCAGUCAGUGUUUACGCGACACAAGCCAGCAGACGGGCAGCGAUGAGGGUCGGCUGCGGAUGGUGUCGUGUCUGUGGCCCUGGUAGGUCAAAGGUCACAGGCGGCGCGUGCCUGUUAUCUUUCAUGGUGGCCGGGUUUUGGAUUAUAUCGACGCUUCGCUCGCAGGUAAAACUUAUCAGAUAACAGUAAAACUUAUCAGGUAACAGUAAAACUUAUCAGGUAACAGUAAAACUUAUCAGGCAACAGUUAAAAUUAUCAAAUAAUAGUCAAAGGUAUGAUAAUGAUAUUAUUAUUAACCGGUUGCAGUAUUUUUAAUGAUUUUUUUUUCUCCUUACAUCGGCUCCGUGUAUUUUGAGAAAUAAGCCUAAAGUAGACUGUCCUAAACCCUACCUGCCGGCCUUUAAACAAUAGUACUACGGAAAGUAUAUUAAAGCAUUAAGUCUGGUUGUUCUUUCAAUCGGAUCUUUUCCAUUCAAUUUGUGUCAAGUAAACAUCGAAUGCUGUACUGUAUCGGAUCUCGUCUCAUUUUGAUUUUUUAGGACGGGACGUAAGCAGCUCAUAUCGUCCAGUAAAGAUAUUCCCAGUAGCCUCCCCUUUUCUUUCUUUUUCUCUGACGAAGCCAAAUAGUUGCGUGAAAAAAUCCACCGUCCCAAAUAAAGGGCAUAUUUCCCCCAUCCCCAAAAAGGUCACAUUUUUUUCUCCACCGUCCGAUAUAAAGGGUACAUUUGUCUCCACUGUUCCAGAUAAAGGUCACAUUUUUCUCUACCGUCCCAAAUAUAGGGCACAUUUUUAUCCAACGUCCCAAAUGAAGGGCAUAUUUCCCCCAUCCCAAAUAAAGGGCGUAUUUUUUCUCCCCCAUCCAAAAUAAAGGGCAUAUUUCUCGAGACUUCAAAAACAUUCCGAGGGCCUGUAUGUAUCCACCCUUCCCAUCCAUAUAAAAAUUCAAUUAAUUUUAAGUCCAUUAUUUUUAAUGCCUUGUUUAUAUGUUAUAAACAGGGGGAAUACCGAGAAUGGACGCCAAGGUCACUGCCGACACGUGACCCGAGUGUAAAACAUUUCAUCUACGGACGAGACUCCGACGUGUACCUAUACUCGGCAAUAGCCAAUGAUCCUUCUCGGCGAGGCAACAGCUCGGCCACCAAAGAUCAGCCAAUCAGGGACCAGCUCGACAUUGUCGUGACGACGCUGGACAAAGCUCGAGUCUCCUACGAGUGCUGCGUCCUCUACGGUGAUCUCAAGCGGGUUUACGUCACGCCGGCGAGGGUCUACUUCCGCUACUAUCCGACAAAAUACUCCGUCGGGGCGCAACUGAAAGAGUACUUCCACCCGACGGUGUACGUGGCACGGCAGUUCAGCUGUUCGGUGCCAGUUUUAAAAGGGGCGCCCCUGCCCGCAAAAAUUACGCUGACUUCUUCGUCUCAGUGUUCCUCCGAUGUGAACGAUUAUCUGGAGGUGCUGUAUCCCCCGCGCCACCCGGGGGGCCUGGCCGUGUGCGCUAAGAUCGCCCACAGUGGCGGGCUCGACCCGGGCAAGGUGAUCGAAUGGUUCGAGAUGCAACGCCUUUUAGGGGUCGACAAAAUACUCAUUUACGACCUGGGGAACCAGGAAUCUAUCAACACAGUCUUCAGGUAUUACAGGAAAUUGGGUAUUUUGGACGUUCAGCCGUACGAGCUUCCAGGCACGCCGAAAGACAGAUCUCUGAAGGAGGGGUUCAAGCGAACUCCCCAGUUUGUGCAGGAUGAGACCAUGGCAGUGCUGGAGUGCCGCCACAGAAUGGGGGGCUACUCGUAUGUCUUGAGCCAUGACCUGGACGAGAUGGUUAUCCCAAGGGAGAACAUAUCGAUCAAGACAUUGUUAGAGGUGAGUGAACGCUGGAUCGGAAUUGUUAUUUAACACCCCACCCCCCCACUUUUUUUUUCUUGCCCCUUGAAUUAGUAGUGCCUCUAAACAAACAUUUGAUAUUUUUCAUACUGCACAUAAUGCACUGCUAAAAUAAGGGAGAACAUAUCGAUCAAGACAUUGUUAGAGGUGAGUGAACGCUGGAUCGGAAUUGUUAUUUAACACCCCCCCCCCCACUUUUUUUUUCUUGCCCCUUGAAUUAGUAGGGCCUCUAAACAAACAUUUGAUAUUUUUCAUAGUGCACAUAAUGCACUGCUAAAAUGACACAAUGCUGUGACACAUUGAGUUAGUCAUCUCUACAGGCGACUUAAGGUAUACGUACUACAGUGUGCGUUAGUACCGCUUAUAAAUAUACAAGAUUUGCAUUGCAUCUGAUUCUGUCUUGCCCUCAGGAGAGUCUCGCUCUGUAUCCCAAUGCUGCAGGCUUUUACUUCUUUACCGAGUUCUUCAUCCUCACCUGGGGACCAACUCACCCGGACGAGCGUCUGAUGGUCAAACGUUACAGGUAUGAUACCAUCAAUAGAUCAGGUAGAUUAUCAUCAAUAGAGGAGGUUGUCAGUUAGUGACGUACGAUAACAUUACAGGUACAGUGACGUACGAUAACAUUACAGUGAAAGUGACGUACCUUAACUUUACAGGUACAGUGACGUACGAUAACAUUACAGUGAAAGUGACGUACCUUAACUUUACAGGUACAGUGACGUACGAUAAAAUUGCUCGUUAUAGAAAAAGGAAGGUCACCGUAAGACUGUUAGACUUAUUUGGCAAGUCUGAGAUGUCAAAAUCUCGGUGACUCGCUGGUAUCAGGGGAGAGACAAUGGCAAAGCCGGGGGCGGGGGGGGGGGGAAGGAGCGCAAUCAUGGUAAUCAAUGUUAGUCACCUGUGCAUACCGCCGUGUUUGUUGAUCUCACUCAUUAAAGGACUUGUGUAUUUGAAAACCUGACCAAAAAUCUACCUUCUCUCUUCUCUUUAAAAUGAUGUUCCUGUCUUUGUCUAUUCGGAAGUCGUAUGACGUCAUCAGUUUUUAUAUUCACAAUUUCCUCAGUUUGAUGACGUGGUCACGUGUUCAAAUGUUAUGUUUUGCUCUGAAAGUAGACGUUGUAGCAGAACACAACACAACACUGUUUCACUGCAGGGUAACGUCAUAGGAUCAAUUAGCUUUGUUGUUCCCCAUUAUUCUAGCCAAGAGAUGUGAUUUUUAAACAAAAAGACCUGAACGAGGUUCCAGUCUUCACACGACCACUGGUUCAUAGAGCCGAUGUCAACACACACACAGAGCUGAUGUCAACACACAGAGCCGAUGUCAACACACAGAGCCGAUGUCAACACAUAGAGCCGAUGUCAACACACAGAGCCGAUAACAACAUACAGAGCCGAUGUUAACACACAAAGCUGAUGUCAACACACACGCAGAGCCGGUGUCGAUACACAGAGCCGAUGUCAACACGCAGAGCCGAUGUCAACACACAGAGCCGAGGACAACACACAGAGCCGAUGUCAGCACACAAGAUGUCAACACAUAGAGCCGAUGUCAACACAUAGAGCCUAUAACAACACACAGAGCUGAUGUUAACACACAAAGCUGAUGUCAACACACACGCAGAGCCGGUGUCGAUACACAGAGCCGAUGUCAACACGCAGAGCCGAUGUCAACACACAGAGCCGAUGUCAAAACGCAGAGCCGAUGUCAACACGCAGAGCCGAUGUCAACACACAAAGCUGAUGUCAACACACACGCAGAGCCGGUGUCGAUACACAGAGCCGAUGUUAACACGCAGAGCCGAUGUCAACACACAGAGCUGAUGUUAACACACAAAGCUGAUGUCAGCACACACGCAGAGCCGGUGUCGAUACACAGAGCCGAUGUCAACACGCAGAGCCGAUGUCAACACACAGAGCCGAUGUCAACACACAAAGCUGAUGUCAGCACACACACAGAACCGGUGUCGAUACACGGUGUCGAUACACAGAGCCGAUGUCAACACGCAUAGCCGAAGUCAACACACAGAGCCGAAGUCAACACACAAAGCUGAUGUCAACACACACGCAGAGCCGGUGUCGAUACACGGGGCCGAUGUCAACACGCAGAGCCGAUGUCAACACACAGAGCCGAAGUCAACACACAGAGCCGAUGUCAACACACAAAGCUGAUGUCGACUAGCAGAGCUCACUUUGCUACUGACCGAAUUUGACAAAAUAUUGGGUUUGGCAACAAAAAUAGAUCAAUUGGUCAGCUCUUGACAGAGACAGGGACAGAGACAGAGACAGGGACUGACCUGAAAUAACCUUCAUAAAAUCGUGCAAAAAUAACUUAAGACUUUAGAUGAAAGGGGAAGCAACAAUGACCAUAUUUAUUUCUUUUUGUUUGCCACUCACUUAUCAUGGCUUAUUUCCCUUCGUGGACACAUUUUCAUCCCUUAAUCGCCUAAAUGUAAGGGAGACGAUUGCAUGGGUUAGUUAGCUAUUAUUGUCCAAGUUUGCGGAUUGACCAAUGAAAUCGUUUAUAACAGGAAGACACGAGAGCCCAGGUGGGAGUGCUAUAAGUAUGUCUACGUCACUGACAGAGUCAUCUCGAUGCUGACCCAUGAAAUAUUUCCCAAAGACUCUUACACAACGUAGGUAUAGUGUACAUAAGGUGCAUUAGGUAUAGUAGUUAUGUAAAUUAUAGAAGGUAUAUAAGUUAUAGUAGGUAUAUAAAUUACAGUAGGUAUAGUAGGUAUAUAAGCUAUAGUUUGUAUAUAAAUUAUAGUAGGUAUAGUAGGUAUUUAAGCUAUAGUUUGUAAUAUAAAUUAUUGUAGGUAUAGUGUACAUAAGGUGUAUUAGGUAUAGUAGUUAUGUAAAUUAUAGAAGGUAUAUAAGUUAUAUUAGGUAUAUAAAUUAUAGUAGGUAUAGUAGGUAUAUAAGCUAUAGUUUGUAAUAUUAAUUAUAGUAGAUAUAGUAGGUAUAUAAACUAUAGUUUGUAAUAUAAAUCAUAGUAGGUAUAGUUGGUAUGUAAGCUAUAGUUUGUAUAUAAAUUAUAGUAGGUAUAGUAGGUAUUUAAGCUAUAGUUUGUAAUAUAAAUUAUAGUAGGUAUAGUAGGUAUAUAAGCUAUAGUUUGUAAUAUAAAUUAUUGUAGGUAUAGUGUACAUAAGGUGUAUUAGGUAUAGUAGUUAUGUAAAUUAUAGAAGGUAUAUAAGUUAUAGUAGGUAUAUAAAUUAUAGUAGGUAUAGUAGGUAUAUAAGCUAUAGUUUGUAUAUAAAUUAUAGUAGGUAUAGUAGGUAUUUAAGCUAUAGUUUGUAAUAUAAAUUAUAGUAGGUAUAGUAGGUAUAUAAGCUAUAGUUUGUAUAUAAAUUAUAGUAGGUAUAGUAGGUAUUUAAGCUAUAGUUUGUAAUAUAAAUUAUAGCAGGUAUAGUAGGUAUAUAAGCUAUAGUUUGUAAUAUACAUUAUUGUAGGUAUAGUAGGUAUUUAAGCUAUAGUUUGAAAUAUAAAUUAUUGUAGGUAUAGUAGGUAUAUAAGCUUUAGUUUGUAUAUAAAUUAUAGUAGGUAUAGUAGGUAUUUAAGCUAUAGUUUGUAAUAUAAUUUAUUGUAGGUAUAGUAGGUAUAUAAGCUAUAGUUUGUAUAUAAAUUAUAGUAGGUAUAGUAGGUAUAUAAACUAUAGUUUGUACUAUAAAUUAUAGUAGGUAUAGUAGGUAUAUAAGCUAUAGUUUGUAAUAUAAAUUAUUGUAGGUAUAGUGUACAUAAGGUGUAUUAGGUAUAGUAGUUAUGUAAAUUAUAGAAGGUAUAUAAGUUAUAGUAGGUAUAUAAAUUAUAGUAGGUAUAGUAGGUAUAUAAGCUAUAGUUUGUAAUAUAAAUGAUUGUAGGUAUGUAAGCUAUAGUUUGUAUAUAAAUUAUAGUAGGUAUAGUAGGUAUAUAAGCUAUAGUUUGUAAUAUAAAUUAUAGUAGAUAUAGUAGGUAUAUAAACUAUAGUUUGUAAUAUAAAUUAUAGUAGGUAUAGUAGGUAUUUAAGCUAUAGUUUGUAUAUAAAUUAUAGUAGGUAUAGUAGGUAUAUAAGCUAUAGUUUGUAAUAUAAAUUAUAGUAGGUAUAGUAGGUAUAUAAACUAUAGUUUGUAAUAUAAAUUAUAGUAGGUAUAUAAGCUAUAGUUUGUAAUAUAAAUUAUAGUAGGUAUAGUAUGUAUAUAAGCUAUAGUUUGUAAUAUAAAUUAUAGUAGGUAUAGUAGGUAUUUAAGCUAUAGUUUGUAAUAUAAAUUAUUGUAGGUAUGUAAGCUAUAGUUUGUAUAUAAAUUAUAGUAGGUAUAGUAGGUAUAUAAGCUAUAGUUUGUAAUAUAAAUUAUAGUAGAUAUAGUAGGUAUAUAAACUAUAGUUUGUAAUAUAAAUUAUAGUAGGUAUAGUUGGUAUGUAAGCUAUAGUUUGUAUAUAAAUUAUAGUAGGUAUAGUAUGUAUAUAAGCUAUAGUUUGUAAUAUAAAUUAUAGUAGGUAUAGUUGGUAUUUAAGCUAUAGUUUGUAUAUAAAUUAUAGUAGGUAUGUAAGUUAUAGUAGUUAUAAAAAUUAUUCUAAACAUAAUAUAAAUGAUAGUAGGUAUAUAAGUUAUAGUAGGUAUAUACAUUAUAGUAAGUAUAAUAAGUAUCUAAGUUAUAGCAUGUAUAGUAGGUAUAUAGGUUAUAGUAAGUCUAAUAAGUAUCUAAGUUAUAGCAUGUAUAGUAGGUAUAUAGGUUAUAGUAAGUCUAAUAAGUAUCUAAGUUAGAGCAUGUAUAGUAGGUAUAUAGGUUAUAGUAAGUCUAAUAAGUAUCUAAGUUAUAGCAUGUAUAGUAGGUAUAUAGGUUAUAGUAGGUAUAUUAAAUAUAGUAGGCAAUCGUGUGUAUAGUAGGUAUAUCAGGUAAAGCCGGUAUAUUAAGUUUAUUAGGAAAAGUACGUAUAAGUAUAUACAUAUAAGGUAUAUUUGUUAUAGUAGGUAUAGAAGAUAUAGUAGGCAUAUCGGGUAAAUUCAUUGUAUUAGCAAUAGUAAGAUAAAAAAAUACGUUAUAGUAGAUAAAUAUCAUAUAUAGUAGGUAAAUAUCAUAUAUAGUAGUUAAAUAUCAUAUAUAGUAGGUAAAUAUCAUAUAUAGUAGGUAAAUAUCAUAUAUAGUAGGUAAAUAUCAUAUAAAGUAUGUAAAUAUCAUAUAGAGCAGGUAAAUAUCAUAUAGAGUAGGUAAAUAUCGUAUAGAGCAGGUAAAUAUCAUAUAUAGUAGGUGAAUAUCAUAUAUAGUAGGUAAAUAUCAUAUACAGUAGGUAAAUAUCAUAUAUAGUAGGUAAAUAUCAUAUAUAGUAGGUAAAUAUCAUAUAGAGCAGGUAAAUAUCAUAUAUAGUUGGUAAAUAUCAUAUAUAGUAGGUAAAUAUCAUAUAGAGCAGUAAAUAUCAUAUAUAGUAGGUAAAUAUCAUAUAUAGUAGAUAAAUAUCAUAUAUAGUAGGUAAAUAUCAUAUAGAGCAGGUAAAUAUCAUAUAGAGCAGGUAUAGAAACAAAAUGGUCUGCAUUUUGCCGUUCGUUGUUGAAAGUACGUACACCUCAGUUAUCGCUGUGACGUAGUCAAAAUGGCGGGUGUCGGCUUUGCUUUGAAAAUACUUUCUAUGGACGUGUUAAUAAAUGUGACAAAAUCCUGUUGUGCCCUUGAUUUAACAUUCAAGUUUACAUAUAAAAAAAUAACACCCUAUCUAAAAGUGAUAAGAUUAACUUAACAAAAAAAUAUUGUCAAGACUGGCGUACAUGUCAAUUGUGUUUUAAGGAAGAAAAAAGAAACACGAGAUUUUCUUAUGUUUAUCAAUAACAAAAGUUUUACUUUAGAGAAACUCAUAUUUAUCAAUAACAAAAGUUUUACUUUAGAGAAACUCAUAUUUAUCAAUAACAAAAGUUUUACUUUAGAGAAACUCAUAUUUAUCAAUAACAAAAGUUUUACUUUAGAGAAACUCAUAUUUAUCAAUAACUAAAUUUGGAUAGCAUAGAAACUCAUAUUUAUCAAUAACCAAUUUGGGUAUUAUAGAAAUUCAUAUUUAUCAAUAACUAAAGUUGUUGAUCAUAGAAACUCAUAUUUGCUGCUACCGCUGCUAGUGCUACUCUGUCAUUCACAUCGUGCACCGUUGUGUAAGAUCUUUGUUAAGUUGAGUUUUUUUUUAGCAACAUUUGUAUGCCGGUGGUGAGCAGACAUGGUAGGUUAUAUACAUUGGCGUGGGAGUUGAUGCUGAUUAUUCAACGGUUAUUAUUUUAAAAAAUUCCUUGGCCAUGCCAUUACAUCAACAGUAUCAACAGUAUAAACAGUUUCAACAGUAUCAACAGUGUCAACAGUUUCAGAGUUGAACCUUCAAUCUGUGUUGACGAAUAUUUACAAACAAUGUUUAAUUCCUCUUUCAGGGAGGUGCUGCCGCCUGAUGACGUCAUCUUACACCAUUACCGCCAGUGCCCCAGCGACACGUGGGGCACGUGCAGCGUGACCACGAGAAUCGAUGACGUCAUGGUCAGGUACAGAGACCUUGACGAGACGGUUCUCAAAGUGCGGAUGGCCACGGGAACGAAAUCGUGAACAAAAAUACACUAUUCCCAGGGCACGCUAAGACUCAUCAACACGGUCGCUGCCUGAAUGCAGGCGACACGCUGACCACAGGUCACUGCCUGCGCAUCUGUUUUGUCAUAGCUCCUAUCUACCUGAGUUUUAAUAAUCGAACUGUUCCUUUGGUGUAUGGGAUACCAUUCAACAUUAUCACCAGUAGGCAGCGCGUUCUAACCCAUGAAAUGCACAUUAUUGGUUACUUCAUUAUCUCACUUCAUUAUCUCACUUCAUUAUCUCACUGCAUUAUCUCACUGCAUUAUCUCACUUCAUUAUCUCACUUCAUUAUCUCACUUCAUUAUCUCACUUCAUUAUCUCACUUCAUUAUCUCACUUCAUUAUCGCACUUCAUUAUCGCACUUCAUUAUCGCACUUCAUUA
Molecule: messenger RNA, 10644 nt
Organism: Lymnaea stagnalis (great pond snail)
Lineage: Eukaryota; Metazoa; Mollusca; Gastropoda; Lymnaeidae
Source: the annotation of a GenBank genome assembly